GCAAUUGUUAUUUUCCCCAGAGCGGCUUUGUCUUUGGAUUUAGCGUUUCAGAAUUGCAGUCCAAAAUGUGUAAGGCAGGAUGUUCUGUUCUGUGCUGUCAAGGGACAUGGAUUUGAUUGACAUACUUUGGAGGCAAGAUAUAGAUCUUGGGGUAAGUCGUGAAGUAUUCGACUUCAGUCUGCGGCGCAAGGAGUUUGAGCUGGAAAAACAGAAAAAACUUGAAAAGGAAAGACAAGAACAACUCCAAAAGGAGCAAGAAAAAGCCUUUUUUGCUCAGCUGCAACUGGAUGAAGAGACAGGCGAAUUCCUCCCGAUUCAGCCAGCCCAACACAUCCCAUCAGAAACCAGUGGAUCUGCCAACUUCUCCAAGGUUGCUCACAUUCCCAAACCAGAUGCUUUAUACUUCGAUGACUGCAUGCAGCUUUUGGCAUUCCCAUUUGUAGAUAACAAUGAGGUUUCUUCGGCUACCUUUCAAUCACUUGUUCCUGAUAUUCCCAGCCACGCCGAGAGCCCAGUCUUCACUGCUCCUAGUCCAACUCAGUCAUCUGAAAAUUCUGCCCUUCAGACAACUGAUGCCCAUUUAGACAAUAUGCUACAGGAUGUUGAUCAAGUUUGGGAGGAGCUAUUAUCCAUUCCAGAAUUACAGUGUCUUAAUAUUCAAAAUGACAAGCUAGUUGAGACUAGCACUGUGGCAACCCCAGAAACUAAACUGACAGAAAUUGACAACUAUCAUUUCUACUCGCCCAUCCCUGCACUGGAAAAAGAAGUAGGUGACUGCAGUCCACAUUUUGUCAAUGCUUUUGAGGAUUUCUUUGGCAACAUCCUACCCACAGACGACCCCAACCAGUUGGCAGUGAACUCAUUAAAUUCAAAUGAUACAACAAUAAAUACUGAUUUUGGUGAUGAAUUUUAUUCUGCUUUUAUAGCAGAGCCCAGCAUCAGCAACAGCAUGCCCUCCUCUGCUACUUUAAGCCAAUCACUCUCUGAACUUCUAAACGGGCCUAUUGAUGUUUCUGAUCUAUCACUUUGUAAAGCUUUCAACCAAAACCACACCGAAAGCACAGGAGAAUUCAAUGAUUCUGACUCUGGCAUUUCACUGAACACAAGUCCCAGCAUGGCAUCACCAGAACACUCAUUGGAAUCUUCCAUCUAUGGAGAUACACCACUUGGUUUCAGUGAUUCUGAAAUGGAAGAGAGAGAUAGUACCCCUCAAAGUGUCAAACAGAAUGGUCCUAAAACACAGCCAGUACAGUCUUCUGGGGAUACAGCCCAACCCCUGUCACCACCUCCAGGGCACACUGCCUCAGUACUUGAUGGCCAGUGUGAAAAUGCCCCAAGGAAAGAAGAGCCUAUAAAUCCUGGUCAUCAAAAGGCCCCAUUCACAAAAGACAAGCAUCCAAAUCGCCUGGAGGCUCAUCUCACCAGAGAUGAGCUAAGGGCAAAAGCUCUCCAUAUUCCAUUCCCUGUAGAGAAAAUCAUUAAUCUCCCUGUUGAUGACUUCAAUGAAAUGAUGUCCAAAGAGCAGUUCAAUGAAGCUCAACUUGCAUUAAUAAGAGAUAUACGUAGGAGGGGUAAGAAUAAAGUGGCUGCUCAGAAUUGCAGAAAAAGAAAACUGGAGAAUAUAGUUGAACUAGAGCAAGAUUUGGAUCAUUUAAAAGAUGAAAAAGAAAAAUUGCUCAAAGAAAAAGGAGAAAACGACAAAAGCCUCCACCUACUGAAAAAACAACUCAGCACCUUGUACCUUGAGGUCUUCAGCAUGCUGCGAGAUGAAGACGGGAACCCAUAUUCCCCUAGUGAGUACUCUCUGCAGCAGACUAGAGAUGGCAACGUAUUCCUUGUGCCCAAAAGUAAGAAGCCAGAUAUUAAGAAAAAUUAAAUUUGGGACGAUUUGACCUUUCUGAGCUGUGGUGGUUUUUUGUUUUUUGUACUGUUAUAUAUACUAAAAGCUCCUACUGUGAUGUGAAAUGCAGACAGAAAUAUACUUUAUAAUUCUAUGCAAGAUUACAGCCAAAACUAGUAUAGAAAAUAUAAAACUUUAAAAAGCAUUAAAAGUUAUCAGUAUGUUGAAUCAGUAGUUCCACUUUUACUGCAAACUUAAUUCCUUA
Chrysochloris asiatica (Cape golden mole) is the source of this 2105-nucleotide messenger RNA. It is a transcript of the gene NFE2L2, whose product is annotated as nuclear factor, erythroid 2-like 2. Gene Ontology annotation, molecular function: DNA-binding transcription factor activity, RNA polymerase II-specific; RNA polymerase II cis-regulatory region sequence-specific DNA binding. Lineage: Eukaryota; Metazoa; Chordata; Mammalia; Afrosoricida; Chrysochloridae. Gene Ontology annotation, biological process: cellular response to oxidative stress; regulation of transcription by RNA polymerase II. Gene Ontology annotation, cellular component: nucleus. Bases 80 to 1876 code for a protein of 598 amino acids. The transcript has 5 exons. The record is from RefSeq and is a predicted model, not a curated record.